This is a messenger RNA of Nasonia vitripennis (jewel wasp), 3023 nucleotides long. RefSeq names its product ATP-binding cassette sub-family E member 1 (gene pix). Gene Ontology annotation, biological process: translational termination; ribosomal subunit export from nucleus; translational initiation. The transcript is spliced from 10 exons. Bases 918 to 2744 code for a protein of 608 amino acids. The record is from RefSeq and is a predicted model, not a curated record. Gene Ontology annotation, molecular function: ATP hydrolysis activity; ATP binding; iron ion binding. Lineage: Eukaryota; Metazoa; Arthropoda; Insecta; Hymenoptera; Pteromalidae.
UAAACUUUUUUUAAAUACCUUGUAGACAUUUUAUAAACAUCUGUCUUGAUUAAAGUUUAUUGGCUAAUAUUGUUAUCGAGAGAAAAUAUAUAUAUAAGUUUCAUAGAAUAAGCAUGACGUGCACAAGAAACAACAAUAAACCUUAUAUCCUUUUAAUCGUACAAAAUUUCAAACGUGCAAUAAUAGAUUUUGAGGAUUCCGUGAAAACUAGCAGAUUGGUAAAGUAAUGUGCAGCAGUAUACAUAUAGUGCGUGCAACUGUAUAGUAUAGCAUAUCGUAUGCGUAUCAGACCAGGUCCAGACGUCGUCGUGUGCCAAGGAUGCCAAUAUACAAGUAGUGAAAAGACGUAUUAAUUUUUGUACGUUUGGCAGGCGUGAUUCCACGAAAUCUGAAUUAAGAUGUGAAUCAGCAGCCAUAGAUAUUUAAUUUUAUUUUAAAAUGAAAAAAAUGUUUGACUCUGCUUUAAAUAAUAAUUCGACAAUCAAAUGAAAGAUAAAAACUGUAAAUAUAUUAUUCAGGAUCAGAUUAUAAUAUAGUUGACGGGACUAUAACUGAUAUACAUAUAAUUACAACUAUUGCUUACAAUAAGUUCCGUAGUAUAUAUAUAUUUAAAGUAAAAGUUCGAAUGCUCCGAAUAAUCUGUAUGGGGCAAGUAGAUUGUGUCGGCUUGUGGGCGGACGAUGGGGGUAAAGAGAAGUGGCGAAAAGAGAAGGCAUCAUCUCAAAGCGUGCGAGUCGGCGACGGACUGCAAAGAGGUCGUGCUGCACUCCCGAGUCCCAUCGACCAAUCUGGAUUCCACGUUUCCUUUUUGACAAGCUAAGAUAUUUUUUAUCGCUGCUUUCGUUUGUCAAAUGUUGUUGCCGAGAUUUCUUAAUUUCUCUAAUUAAAACAGGUUUCGAAUAAUCUGUUGAAGCAAAAUGCCUCCAAAACGUUCAACAGAAGAAACGGAUCGCUUGACUCGAAUAGCCAUUGUUAAUACAGAUAAGUGUAAACCUAAAAGAUGCCGUCAAGAGUGCAAAAGAUCGUGCCCUGUUGUGCGAAUGGGAAAGCUGUGCAUAGAAGUAACUCCCAAUAGUAAAAUAGCCUCCAUUUCUGAAGAAUUAUGUAUUGGUUGCGGUAUUUGUGUAAAGAAAUGUCCAUUUGAGGCUAUUUCUAUCAUCAAUCUUCCAAGUAAUUUGGAAAAGGAAACAACGCAUCGUUACUCAAAGAACUCGUUCAAGUUGCAUAGACUUCCAAUACCUCGUCCAGGAGAAGUUCUUGGUCUUGUAGGAACAAAUGGAAUUGGAAAAUCAACUGCUUUGAAAAUUUUAGCUGGAAAGCAGAAACCAAACUUGGGUCGUUUUACUGAUCCACCAGACUGGACAGAAAUUUUGAGUCACUUUAGGGGUAGCGAAUUACAAAACUAUUUUACUAAAAUUCUUGAAGAUGACCUGAAAGCACUCAUUAAGCCACAAUACGUUGAUCAGAUCCCAAAAGCAGUCAAGGGAACUGUUCAACAGUUAUUGGAUAAAAAAGAUGAAUGUAACAAUCAAGUUAGAAUUUGCGAAUUACUUGAUUUAAUGCACAUACGAGAUAGAGGUAUUGAGGCACUCUCAGGAGGAGAGCUCCAACGUUUUGCUUGUGCCAUGGUGUGCAUUCAAGAUGGAGAUAUUUUCAUGUUUGAUGAACCAUCUUCUUAUCUGGACGUUAAACAACGUCUUAAUGCUGCUGUUACUAUUAGAUCUCUUAUUCAUCCAGACAAAUUCAUCAUUGUAGUAGAGCACGAUCUAUCGGUACUGGAUUACCUUUCAGAUUUUAUUUGUUGUUUAUACGGAGUGCCUGGUGCUUAUGGAGUUGUUACUAUGCCCUUCUCUGUAAGAGAAGGCAUAAACAUAUUCCUUGACGGUUUUGUUCCAACAGAAAAUUUGCGCUUCCGUGAAGAAUCUUUAGUAUUUAAAGUAGCUGAAAGUGCUACGGAAGAAGAAGUUAAAAGAAUGAGCCAUUAUGAAUAUCCAGCUAUGGUUAAAACUAUGGGUUCGUUCCAGUUGGUGGUUGAAAAAGGACAGUUUACAGAUUCAGAAAUUCUUGUACUCUUGGGAGAAAAUGGUACAGGAAAGACAACUUUCAUUAGAAUGCUGGCUGGUAAUUUACCUCCGGAUGACGGAUCAGGUAACAUACCGCAGUUGCAUAUCAGUUAUAAACCCCAAAAGAUUAGUCCCAAGUCUCAGGGCAUCGUUAGACAAUUGUUGCAUGAAAAAAUUCGCGAUGCUUACGUUCAUCCACAGUUCAUUACUGAUGUAAUGAAACCAUUGAAAAUCGACGAUAUCAUUGAUCAAGAGGUACAAAAUUUAUCGGGUGGUGAAUUGCAACGUGUUGCACUUGCUCUUUGUUUGGGUAAACCGGCAGACGUUUAUCUAGUUGAUGAACCAUCUGCCUACCUGGAUUCCGAGCAACGUCUAGUUGCUGCCAAAGUUAUAAAGAGAUUUAUAUUGCAUGCAAAGAAAACUGGUUUUGUAGUAGAGCACGAUUUUAUUAUGGCAACAUAUUUGGCUGAUCGAGUCAUAGUGUUCUCUGGUACACCGUCCUUAAGAACGGCUGCACACAGUCCACAGUCUCUGUUGAAUGGAAUGAACAGAUUUUUAGAACUGUUGGGCAUCACUUUCAGACGAGAUCCCAACAACUUUAGACCGAGAAUAAACAAAAAUCAGUCUGUUAAGGACUUGGAGCAGAAACGGGCUGGACAGUAUUUCUUCUUGGAAGAAUAAAAGAAGCUUGAAAAAUAUCUUACAAGAAAUUCAACGAGGUAUCUUUGACUUUAUUGUAAGGAAAUCUCGUCACUUUUUACACUUCUUCAUACAAGUAAUAAAACUAGGUUGGAUUUCACUAUAAUGAAGUUUAUAAAGGGAAACCAUUGAUCAAAUGAAAUUAAUUACGAUUUACAAUAAAACGACCAGAUUGUAAAAAUAACUGAAAAAAAAUAAUUUCAGACAAUUUCCCUAAACGUGAUCCAACGGGAAAAAUAAAGUAAAAAAUUUUUAAUAAAA